Molecule: messenger RNA, 3855 nt
Organism: Phyllostomus hastatus (greater spear-nosed bat)
Lineage: Eukaryota; Metazoa; Chordata; Mammalia; Chiroptera; Phyllostomidae
Gene: ACP7
Product: acid phosphatase 7, tartrate resistant (putative)
Exons: 13
Coding region: 329-1645 (438 amino acids)
Molecular function (GO): acid phosphatase activity; metal ion binding
Source: RefSeq, a predicted model, not a curated record
UCUGCGGAGCCUGUCACCUGGAGAAGCCAGGCUCUUCCGGGGCUGGGACGGCUGUGGGCGGCAGGAUGCCUCGGCGCUGCAAACUCAUAAAUACUGCAGCCGUAGUGGUGGCCGGAGACGUGCGUGCGGGCAUUUGGCGCCCUCGAGGCAUCUGGAUAACCAGUCCCCUCGAAGACCUCCCUACCAUCCUGCCUCCCCCGCAGUGACAUUACCUGCCUCCGUUCUCCUUCCUGCCCCCCCCAACCCUCCUACUGUCCCUGACCAAAUCUGAUCUACCCCUGCCCAGUCCCCGACCCCUUCCCCUCUCUGCACCCCACCCCCCUCCACUAUGAGCCCCUUUCUUCCCUGCUGGUCCUGCUGCUGUCUGCUCCUGUUUUUCUCCCUGGGAAUCCAGGGGAUCCCACAAGAUCCCAAAGCUGCCCCGGAGCAAGUCCACCUGUCCUACCCAGAUGAGCCGGGAUCCAUGACUGUCACCUGGACCACAUGGGUCCCGACCCCGUCUGAAGUGCAGUUCGGGCUACAGUUAUCGGGGCCCCUGCCCCUCCGGGCCCAGGGCACUGCCAGCCCCUUUGUGGAUGGAGGCUUUCUCCGGCGGAAGCUCUACAUACACCGUGUCACACUGCGGGGGCUGCUGCCGGGCAUCCAGUACGUUUACCGCUGUGGCAGUACUCAGGGCUGGAGCCGGCGGUUCCGCUUCAGGGCCCUAAAGAAAGGACCCCACUGGAGCCCCCGUCUGGCUGUGUUUGGGGACCUUGGGGCUGACAACCCGAGGGCCCUACCCCGGCUGCGCAGGGACACUCAGCAGGGCAUGUACGAUGCUGUUCUCCAUGUGGGAGACUUUGCCUACAACAUGGAUCAGGACAACGCUCGCGUCGGUGACGAGUUCAUGCGGCUCAUCGAACCCGUGGCAGCCAGCCUGCCGUACAUGACCUGCCCUGGGAAUCACGAGGAACGCUACAACUUCUCUAACUACAAGGCUCGCUUUAGCAUGCCGGGGAACACCGAGGGCCUGUGGUACAGCUGGGAUGUGGGCCCUGCACACAUCAUCUCCUUCUCCACGGAGGUAUAUUUCUACCUCCACUACGGCCGCCACCUGGUAGAGAGACAGUUUCACUGGCUGGAGAAAGACCUCCAGAAAGCCAAUAAGAACCGGGCAGCUCGGCCGUGGAUCAUCACCAUGGGUCACCGGCCCAUGUACUGUUCCAAUGCUGACUUGGAUGACUGCACAUGGCAUGAAAGCAAGGUUCGAAAAGGCCUCUUUGGCAAAUUGUUUGGAUUAGAGGACCUUUUCUACAAAUAUGGGGUCGACCUGCAGCUGUGGGCUCAUGAGCACUCAUACGAACGGCUGUGGCCAAUUUACAACUACAAGGUAUUUAAUGGCAGUCAAGAGACACCCUACACCAACCCUCGAGGCCCUGUCCACAUCAUCACAGGAUCUGCUGGCUGCGAGGAGCGCCUGACUAGGUUCACUCUCUUCCCACGGCCCUGGAGCGCUGUGCGGGUGAAGGAGUAUGGGUACACGCGGCUACACAUCCUCAAUGGGACCCACGUCCACAUCCAGCAGGUGUCUGAUGACCAGGAUGGGAAGAUUGUGGAUGAUGUAUGGAUGGUGAGACCCCUGCUCCACCGGAUGAUGUACCUCUAGGGAGGGAGCAGCUCUCAUCAGGAACCACUGGCCUUGCUGCCUUGGCUGGUGUAACAGGACCCAGGCCCGGCUGGGGAGUCAGGGCUGGCAGGCUGGGGAGUCAGGGCGGGCCUCGACUCCUCUGCCUUUCUGAGGCCCCACGGGGGUGAAUGCAGCAUGAGGGGGCCAGGCAGCUCUCCCCUCCUGGAGAGGUGAGGGUCCCAGCAGCUGUGCUGGAGGGCAGGCGUGGACACACACACAGACAGACUCAGGUGGGUGACACAGCCUUGCCCUGCUGCAUAGCACUGACUGGGCGAGGUGCCCACAGGCCUGGGGAAUAAAGAGACUUGUGGUUGUGGCUCCGUGGACUCUGCACUUCUGCUGGGCAUGUCCCCUGGGCUGCCCCUCUCCUGUCCGCGUGGGCAAGAGGCAUCAUCAGCCCCAACUCUCAAGGUGGGCACAUCAUGACACCCCUCUCCAGUAGGUGGCGACCGUGACUUUCUCCCCUUUAGCCAGCCUUCACUGCACUAAUGGCCAGAAAGUGCAAAGGACCGUCCCUUUGUGCCACAGUUUCCCAGCCUGGCACUGUCUUACCCUGGAAGCUGAGAAGUGUUAACACUGCCUUCAAGCUGGAGUGGCUGGCAAGCCUUGGGUGUCACGGACCUGCUGUUUUUCUCCCUUCUUCCCCCUCCCCUGUUUCCCUUCUUCCUUUCACUAUUCAACAGCUAUUUAUUGACUGCCUGUGAUGCACCAGGCCCUGCUCUCAGUACUGGGAGACAGCCAUGCAUGGGUGGAGAACUCUGCCCUAGUAGAGCUGGCAUUCUACCCAGGCAACAGACAGCGAACCCAGUGAAUCAGUAAACUACGAUAAGUGCUCAGAAAACGCAGGGAAGGGGAUGGAGAGUAGGGGGAGGAGUCUGAGGGAGGAGCCACGUGAGGAACCCAGCGGGCAGUGUUCCAGGCAGAGGAAAAGCCAGUGCAAAGGCCCUGAGACAGAAUCGCGCCUGCCCUGUCAGGGGGUCAGUGGGGAGGCCGGUGUGUCUGGAGCAGAGAAUGAGGGGAAAUGGAGGCAGGGGGGUGAGGGCACAGAUCGUCUGGGGUGUUGUGGGCCACAGGGAGGACUUCGUCUUUUACCCUCAGUGAGCUGGAGCCACAGGAGGGCUCUGAGCUGGUUGACAAACACGACCUGAUUCCGGUAGUUCUAGGCAAAGGCUGAGGCCUCUCUCGAGGGAAGCCCGGGAGUCCCAGCUCUAAGGCUGACUUCGAGUCUGUUCUCCCCCGUGCUGGCGCUGACACAUCUUAUUCCCAUCCGCUGCCGCUCGGCCCAGGGCACCAUGGCUCCUGGCGGUUUCUGGGACCCACCAAGCUUUUUCUCACCGUAGGGCCUGGGCACUUCACCCUCUGAGUGCCCUCAUCCCAGCUCACCCCAGGCAGGCACCUUCUCAGGCCCAGGUCUCAGCCUUCCCUGACAGCCCCAGCUACAGUCACUGCAGUCACUCUGUGUUCCAUCUGUUUACUUCGUUUCUAGCUCCUGGCAUUCUGCAGUUCUCUAGUUGGUUUGUUAACUGCUCAUUGUUGAUGUACCCUGCUGGGCGGGGGCAGGGGCGGGGGUCUGAGAGGGUGGAGACCAAAACCAUUUCGUUCAUUCCUGAGUCUGUCUCCUCUACCAGCCCCUCCCAGACCCUUCGCAGGCUGGGUCAGGGCCCUGGGCCCCACCAUUUCAGCCUCGCCCUUUCUGGGCCGUGCUGUCUGGGAGUGGGCCUGUCUCUACCACUGGACUGUCAACCCAGGAGGGUGGUGUUCAGGACUCGAUCUGGCCAAGCCCAGCACGAGACAGAUGCUUAAUAAAUAUUUGUUACCUUAAUGAAGGCUGCCACAUGCCAGGCUCCAGGCAACACCAGGGACAGCAAUGAAUCAGAGCCAGUCAGGCCCCGUGGGAGGUCGCAGGCCAGCAAGGAAACACGGUUACCCAACAUGGGUGACAAGCAGUGACAGCAUGCCAUGCAGGGGUGCAGCAAGCCUGUGAAGCUGUGGAGUCAUCCUUGCGCAGUGUGGCCAGACUGAGCAUGCCCGGGUAAUGGGGUCCAGAGAGUGAAGGCCAGGCUCAGGAGCCAGGCAGGAACUAGGUUCAGACCUCAGCUCUGCCUCUGCCUGUGGGAUGUGGAGCCACCAGCCCACUCUGAACCUCUGUUUCUUCAUCUGUAUCAGAAAGAAUGGUCAUACUUUGUGGU